CCGCCGCCACCGCCGCCAUCGCGCCCGGCGGGAAGGGGCGGGCUGAGGCGCGGCGGAAGCGGCCCCCUCACGGCUGCUUUCCGGCGGUUGGGCCGCGUGCGGCCGUUGCGGCGGUUGGGGCGCGGAGAAGCGGCGAACGGCGGUCGCCAUGGAGACUGAAGCGGCGGCGGGAGGGGACGGGUUCACCUCAGUCAGCGGGAGGCGGCGGCGGCGGCGGCGGGAGGAGGAGGAGAGGAAGGGGGAGGAUGAGGAGAUGGCGGAGCCGCGGCCCCGCAAGAGGCCGGCCUUCCCCGCGCUGCCCGCAGAGAGCCUGGGGGUCGGCGGCGGGGAGGUGCGGAAGGUGGCCGUGCCCGCCAACAGGUACACGCCGCUGAAGGAGAACUGGAUGAAGAUCUUCACGCCCGUGGUGGAGCACCUGCAGCUGCAGAUCCGCUUCAACCUGAAGACGAGGAACGUGGAGAUCAAGACUUGUCAGGAGACAAAGGAUCUAAGUGCUCUAACAAAAGCAGCCGAUUUUGUGAAAGCAUUUAUACUUGGCUUCCAAGUAGAGGAUGCUCUUGCUCUCAUCAGAUUAGAUGAUCUUUUUCUAGAGUCCUUUGAAGUUACAGACGUCAAACCUUUGAAAGGAGAUCAUCUGUCGAGAGCAAUAGGGAGAAUAGCAGGGAAAGGUGGAAAAACAAAAUUCACGAUAGAAAAUGUAACAAGGACACGAAUAGUUCUUGCUGAUUCGAAAAUUCAUAUUUUAGGAUCUUUUCAGAACAUCAAAAUGGCACGAACAGCAAUUUGUAAUCUAAUUUUAGGAAGUCCUCCAUCAAAAGUUUAUGGCAAUAUUAGGGCUGUGGCCAGCAGAGCAGCUGAAAGGUUCUGAGGUGCAGUCUGGCUGCUUUAUGAAGGACUGGGGCUGGGAAGCGUGCUCACCACACGCACAAGCUGCACGUUCAUGGGGGCUGCAGAAGCGCUCAGCCCUCUGCCUUGGAAGCCCAGAAGAGAAAUGGGACUGUUUGUGCGGUCUGACUUCCUUCAUGCACACCAUCUGAUUUGAACAGUCUUUGUAUUGAAAAGCCAUUAAAAGUUGUGUAUCUGAAGUGCUAUACUGAA
Anas platyrhynchos (mallard) is the source of this 1098-nucleotide messenger RNA. It is a transcript of the gene PNO1, whose product is annotated as partner of NOB1 homolog. The record is from RefSeq and is a predicted model, not a curated record. NCBI's taxonomy places the organism in Eukaryota, Metazoa, Chordata, Aves, Anseriformes, Anatidae. Gene Ontology annotation, cellular component: nucleus. Gene Ontology annotation, molecular function: RNA binding.